AUGUGUGAAGACAACUCGUUGAUUUACGAGAAUUUAACGAGCAAGGGCCUAAUUGUUAAGGAUGGUAUGCACUAUGGAGCUGAUUUUAGCGUUUAUGAAGGAAAGCCGAAUGAAUGUCACAGCCACUGUCUAGUCUUUGCCAAGCAUACGGAUGAUGUGAUUCCUGCCAAGUCUCUGGUUAGGUGGACCAGGACUUCAGCAUUUGUGAACAAAAAGGCUGUUGUUGCGUUUGUUAACUGCUCUGAAAGGACAGUAAGGUACGCGUCCAUAGAAAGGCAAAAGUUGGAUUGA
Messenger RNA from Theileria equi strain WA, 291 nucleotides. RefSeq lists its product as hypothetical. Gene Ontology annotation, biological process: tRNA-type intron splice site recognition and cleavage; tRNA splicing, via endonucleolytic cleavage and ligation. The transcript has 3 exons. The coding region runs from base 1 to 291 and encodes 96 amino acids. Gene Ontology annotation, molecular function: nucleic acid binding; tRNA-intron lyase activity. NCBI's taxonomy places the organism in Eukaryota, Apicomplexa, Aconoidasida, Piroplasmida, Theileriidae. The record is from RefSeq and is a predicted model, not a curated record.